AUGCCGAAUUCCACGGUACCUGACCCUGACGUCGCUACCCUCAGGCUCCCGGAGUUUUGGCAGGUGGACUCUGAACUCUGGUUUCUCAGCGUCGAGCCACUCUUCCGAAGACACAGGGUAACUUCGCAAACAGCGAGGUACGAUUACGUAAUCGGCGCUUUACCGUCCGCUGUUGUCAUCAUCGUAAGAGACAUUCUGAGUUCUCCACCUCCUGACAAUCCCUGCGACACCCUUAAAAAGGAGCUCAUACGCCGGACAACUGAGUCGGAACAGCGUAGGCUGCAGCAGCUACUCACCUUUAAAGAACUCGGUGAUCAAACUCCUACGGAGCUUCUGCGUCGCAUGCGACACCUGUAUGGGGCCCAUUCUGCUGCAUUGGACGCAUCCAUCCUAUGCCAACUCUUCGUACAGAGACUGCCACAACAGGUGCGAAUGAUUUUUAGCGUAACGUCUACAGGAACCCCCAACUCACUAGCGCGGAUGGCCGACAAGAUUAUGGAUAUCGGUGCGCCGUCCAUAUCUGCGAUCGAAAAACCACGUGAAUUUAACCUCUGUGCACCGGUCCACGACGACCACUUGGACCGCCUUCUUCAAGCUAACGAGGAGCUCAAGCGCAAGGUGGAUCAGUUAGCCACUGAACUGAGUGCGCUCAAAGUAGACCACCGCCCCAACGCCUUACGACAACGGCGCCAAUGCCGCGAAAGAUCGCCAAGUCUGCCUCUCGGUGUCUGCUGGUACCACCACCAAUACGGAGCUCGAGCUCGUCAGUGCAAACAGCCAUGCCAGUUUGCGGGAAAGGCACGGGCCGCGCACUGA
This is a messenger RNA of Rhipicephalus microplus (southern cattle tick), 816 nucleotides long. RefSeq lists its product as uncharacterized. The record is from RefSeq and is a predicted model, not a curated record. NCBI's taxonomy places the organism in Eukaryota, Metazoa, Arthropoda, Arachnida, Ixodida, Ixodidae.